This is a messenger RNA of Aspergillus chevalieri, 219 nucleotides long. RefSeq lists its product as uncharacterized. The transcript is spliced from 4 exons. NCBI's taxonomy places the organism in Eukaryota, Fungi, Ascomycota, Eurotiomycetes, Eurotiales, Aspergillaceae. Bases 1 to 219 code for a protein of 72 amino acids. The record is from RefSeq and is a predicted model, not a curated record.
AUGGGAGCUUACGGAGAAGUCCGAUUUGAGAGUCGUGAUGAGCUAGAGAAACAUGAGGAUGAAAUCUUGGACAAGCUCGAUGAGUUUGGAUGUACAAUAACAUACUGUCCUGACGACCUCAAGGUUGAGCUUGUGCGCAAUGGUGGUUACAACAUCGACGUCGACGAGAUCAAUGCAGCAAUGGAGAAAUAUGGCGGGAAAGUUGUGGUGACUGGAUAA